Centropristis striata (black sea bass) is the source of this 244-nucleotide messenger RNA. RefSeq names its product phosphatidylinositol N-acetylglucosaminyltransferase subunit Y-like. The record is from RefSeq and is a predicted model, not a curated record. The transcript has a single exon. Lineage: Eukaryota; Metazoa; Chordata; Actinopteri; Perciformes; Serranidae. The coding region runs from base 1 to 213 and encodes 70 amino acids.
AUGUUCUCCCUGUCCGUCAUGGUGGGGCUGGUCCCAAUAGUGUCGCUCUUUGGUUUGUUCUACUCCGCUGCAGUGGAUGAGAACUUCCCUCAAGGCUGCACAAGCAGCAACAGCCUGUGUUUCUACAGCCUGCUGCUCCCAGUCACCAUCCCGGUCUACGUCUUCUUUCACCUCUGGAGCUGGAUGGGGAUCAAGCUUUUCCGACACAACUAAUCUGUUCUAAUCUAAUUCUGUUCAAAUAAAA